Molecule: messenger RNA, 3746 nt
Organism: Lineus longissimus
Lineage: Eukaryota; Metazoa; Nemertea; Pilidiophora; Heteronemertea; Lineidae
Product: suppressor of fused homolog
Exons: 11
Coding region: 19-1473 (484 amino acids)
Cellular component (GO): nucleus; cytoplasm
Molecular function (GO): transcription factor binding
Source: RefSeq, a predicted model, not a curated record
CCCAAUCAGCCCAGAAAGAUGGAGGAAAGAGAAGGGAUUCUGGCUCAAACCUUCCCUCAAAUGCCUGUUUCAGUCACCCCACCAGGACUGGAGGCAAUAUAUUCAGCAUGUAGACGCUUAUACCCAGACCAGGUUAAUCCCCUUCAAGUCACAGCGGUGAUGAAAUACUGGCGAGGAGGACCAGAUCCCUUAGACUACAUCAGUAUGUAUGCGAACCCUGGCGACGCCAGCCUCAAUGUCCCCCCUCACUGGCACUAUGUUAGUUUUGGGCUGUCUGAUCUCCAUGGUGAUGGAAGAGUCCAUGAAGGCACUGGGGAAAAUGGCAUUAGUGGGUUCGGCUUUGAAUUGACGAUGAGGUUGAAACGUGAGACUGGAGAGACGGCGCCACCUACAUGGCCUGCUUCACUAAUGCAAGCUUUGGCAAGAUACGUCUUUCAGUCAGAUAAUACCUUGUGUUGUGGCGACCAUGUUCCCUGGCACAGUCCUUUGGAUGGGUCAGAGUCUCGGAUACAACAUAUGGUAAUGGCAGAAGAUCCUCAGUUGAAGAUGAUACAAACUCCUUUUGGAUCUGUAAACUUUGUGCAGAUUGUUGGUGUAUGUGCUGAAGAAAUCAAAGCUGCACAGCAUUGGAAUGGUGCAGGAGUAAUUGAGUUAUUGAAGAGUCAGCCUGUAGCUGGUGGUCCAUGGCUUAUAUCCAGUAUGAGACGAGGCGAGACGAUUUUUGAAAUUGAUCCUCAGUUACAGGAGAGAGUGGAUCAUGGCAUCGAGGCCGAAGGCUCCAACCUGAGCGGUGUGAGCAGCAAAUGUAGCUGGGAGGAAGGCGAAGGUCAGAAUGAAGAGAAUAAAGAUAAAGAGAACAGGGUCUUGGUGGAGGGAGAUCGCAGGGGUAGCACUGAAACUGUAGAUAGGCCUCGCAUCUCAGCUUUUGAAUCGGAACAAAUCAAAGCUGCAUUGAAGAAAGGAUUGAGUACAGCCAAACCACCACUACCGCCCAUUAAAUCAGAUACUCUUGAUCCCCAUGAUAAUACACACAGAGAACAUUCACGGGACAAUUCGAGAAAAGAAUCCUUCGAUAGUAACGGUAGUGGUGAUGGUCCCACAGAGCUGCUGAGAACCAGGGUGAUUGAGUCGAUCAAUCUCAAGUUUAACUUGGAGGCAGGACAGUUGUUACCACUAGCAUUGAGGGGCCGAUUAAGGCAUGGACGUCAUUUUACGUUUAAAAGUGUGAUGAACGAUGUAGCUAUAACGCUAGUAUCAACGAGUGUUGUCGGGUCCAUAGCUGAUGAGCAGCAUCCCUUUGCUGCCCACGGACCAUGGUUACAUAUUCUGAUAGCAGAGGAUUUUAUUGAGGAGAUGUUGAAAGAUUUUGAAUGCCUUUCCGAACCAAAUGAGAUUGACCUUCCAAAGGUAUUCAGCUGGCCAGAAAGAAAGCUGUCAAUCACUGUGAUUCCAGAGGAAAUCCCAAGAGGAUAACGUCCGUGAGUGUUAGGUCAGCACUCCUUUGAAGACAUUACCGGAUGCAAUAUCAGGAAAUUUCGUUUCAAUUUCUGCCAAAUGUGUUACCGAGCCAAAGUCCUCAAAGGAGUAUUCUGUGCUGGAAAAGGUUAAACAGCUAAAUAUGAUACUGUUCAAGGCUCGAUCUAGAACCUUGGCUGAUCUGAACUUGAGAUUAGUUUUGUUGGAUCUGCUGUUUCAUAGACUGUGCAUCUGUUUUGCUAUUUGUAUUAUCAAAUCUUUACAAUAAUCGGGGCAGGGACAGUCUGUCCAUGCCAGGGUUACCUGACCCCACAAUCUGUGUACAUCAUGUAUUGAAGGACACAGGUAGAUUGGGUCUACCAGAUCUGCUGAAGAGCAGAUAUAGCCACACUGGCUCUAUUGUGUGAGGCCCAGGGCUAUGUGCAGGUUUCUCGGAUCUUCUUGCAAUGAAUUGGCAUGGAGUCCCUGGCCUAUAAUUUUAUUUAUUGGUUUACCUCAGCUGUAAACUUCAGAAUAUUCCUGGCCAUCUUAUUUUGCAAUUUCUUGAAAUGGCAACAUUGGUAUACAUGUACAACAAAUGUAACUGUUUGCCAAACCUGAAAUAAUAAUUUCGUAUUAUUUUGCAUUUAAAACUGUUAGCAUUUACAUUUAGUAACAUAUCAUUUUAAAUAAUUUUGAAACAACUCUCAAACUAUCUAUUCUAAUACACCUUGUUUUGAUGAAAUUGUUAAAACUUGGUAAAUCAUCCCAAAGAUUUCAUACAUGUAACGUUUACAGAAUCUCUGCUCUUAAUGAGCUCAUAUGGAAUAUGAGAAUGUAAAGAUUUUGUACUUUUCUAAGAAUUUGUUUUAGUAACUCAAACAUUAAGUAUUGCUUUGCCUUUUAACUCCUAAAGUACAUUGUAUCUGAUAUGAGGCACGUUUUUAUAGUACAUGUAUUUUUUUGUGCUUUCCUUUUUAAUUUUGUUUUGUUUACUGUGCCAUGUUAAAUCUUCUACAUCUACAUGUAUCACCACCCUAGAGAAUUAGCCUCCCAUCUUGCAAAGAAGUGUAUUGUUUCAAAGGCCUUAAAUCAUAGACAUCUGCAUUGUGAUUACACAUCAACAUUUGAUAUAUAAAGAAUGAAAAAUCUGAUAUACCUUAACUCUUUCAGUGCCCAAGGACGUACAUGUACGACCUAAAUACUAAGGUAUUUUAGUUCCUCCAGACGACACCAGAUGUCCCCAGCUACUCAAAUGUGGUUCAUAUGGUUUCUCUGGCCUGGGGCAUCCAAAUUGAAUAAUUUUUUCGACUGAGAGGGUGGGGUGGGGUUUGCCACCCCUCAUUUUAGGUGAAAAAUGGUGAAAAUCGGCCAAAAAUACCACUCCCUCAAAAAAUUUAGAACAUAAUCCUAGUAUGCCCCUACUUAUUACUGCUGUUUUAUUGAAACAGGAGGUAAAGACAAAGGUUUUGAAGAAUUUUGAUGAGUGUAUCUCAAUUAUUUUUGUGAGAUUUUGGGUAGUGACAAUGCCCAAAAAUGCCCAAAUCCUGGCACUGAAAGAGUUACAAGUGGGAGAGCCAGCAGGCACUAAUGUAGUUUACAAAGUUGCUGGACACUGGGCACUGGAGAUUGGCAGAAUUUUUGAGAAUCCAAUUCAAAGAACUGCCUUCAAUAUGAUGACUCUGUUAAAUUCUUAAGGGCUGGCUAGGAUAUACUUCUCUGUGGAGUAUGACUCUCUUUUCGUUUUUGAAAGAGAACAAUGUAUGUGUGUAUAUAUUUGUAUAUAUGUACAUGUAGUUAUAGUACUGUAUGAAGGGUAAUCUCAUUGACAAAAGUACAGUUAAAAUGUAUGAUUUAAUGAUUGAUUUAUUGUAUCGGGUGACUGAUUGUUCUAUACUUUUGAUUGAUAUAAAGCUGAAAUAAGGUGACUUAAGGUGAUAAUUCAAAGUCAAAGUUACCCUACUUAUGGCCAGUGUCCCUCAUUUCACCCUGGAGAAUCCCGAGCAGUCGGGCAGGCCUUCUAACUUGCUGAGCUGACCUGCCCUGGGAAGUAAGAAAGUUGUUCAUUAAUGUUGUAAUGCCUUGAAUAUACAAGAUCAAUAUAAGAUUCUCCGUUAGUUGGGGAACUGAUUCCCCAGGGUGCAUAAUAGGAUAUUUAAAAACGUCUUUAGUUCAAUUGACUGUUCAUUCAGUGUGAGUGGAUAUACAUGUAGUUGCCAGGCCUUGGUGCAGUUGAAAGAACAUUGCUAGAUUCUGUAGUUGUAUCAACAAAAUAAAGUAUAUUGUAAUAG